Molecule: messenger RNA, 21854 nt
Organism: Lymnaea stagnalis (great pond snail)
Lineage: Eukaryota; Metazoa; Mollusca; Gastropoda; Lymnaeidae
Source: the annotation of a GenBank genome assembly
AGGUUGGCAUCAUAGUUACCAAGGUAACAUAAAUCAUAGGGACUUAAAUAUGACAAUGCAAUUCAAUAAUACCGAGCGUGAGAACUGAUGAAUUAGAAUGUAUAGUAACACUUUGGAACAUUUAUAAUUUAUACUUAUGGAGUAAAGGUACAUUCUAUCCUGAGUCAGUACUAUCUAUCAGUAGACAGUAGUAGUAGGCAUCAAUCAGUAGCCAGUAGCUAACUUUGUCAGUAACUCGGUUAGUUUGUCUACCUUGUAAAGUUUGUUUUACUCUUCUUACUCUUUCUUCUUGACUUCUUGCCAAGUUAAAUAUCACUUUUAUCAAUUUGAGCGACUCUGCACCUAUUAUUCUCUUUUUUUGUCUGUCUCUUCGACUGAAUUGAGUUUGUUAAGUUUUACUGAGUUAAAUAAUGACUAUUAUUAAUUAUAAAUAUAAUCAGGCCUAACAUGGAACUGGGGAGUACAGGCAAUAGCCAUAAAUAUUAUUAGUCUACCUCUGCACACACAUUAACUUACAUCUUCUUACAGUUCAGUAAAGUAGAGUCUUGAGACCAAGUCAGUACUGGACUGGAAAGCAAUCAUUUCUGGGUCAUGAAACUAUGUUGUACCGGGUAUCGAAAACCUAAUUUGGAUUGUUGUUUUUUUAAAAUCCGUUCCAUGAAACCCUUAAUUAAAUAAAUACUGGUAAUGAUAAUAACUGGCAUUAUUUGGGACUAGAAAGUAACCAAUCCACUCCUGCUGGAAGUUUUUUUGGACAGUUUGUGAAAGCACAUUAGGUUGAGGUCAGAGGUCAGCUUUUUAUAUUAUUGGAAUAAGUAUAUCAGUCAAUGCAAGCAUUCAGUUUGGGGGUAAGAGGUGGUGUAUUUUAUCAUUAGAAUAUGUCCAUUUAAAUUUCAUUACAACAAAGGAAGAUGGGAGAUUUAUCACUGGGGUAGGAAUAGGUGACAUUCACCCGGGGUAGCACUUUUUGGAGGUGACAUUUUUUUAUCAUUGCAUAUUAUACUAAGUCGUAUUAUGUUUGAUUUGUCUUCGUUAUUUUUUUGUUGUUUAAAAGAUUAAGGGGAAGCAAAAGGUUAAUAACUUUUAUCUGAGAAUAAAGUUAUCAUUUUUUCUCACCAAACAUGAAGUUUCUAGUUAACAAAAAAAAAACAGUAAAUUAAUUCUCAUUAACAAACUAUAUCAGGUUUCUGUUUGAUUUACUUACAUUUUUUAAAAGAGUUUAUGCUUGUUAUUGAAAUUUAUGAGGCUUAUAUUGGUAUAUGGAAUUCAAAUCUGUUUUAUAAAAUAAUUAUGGGCUAGAAUAAGUGAUACUUUGAUGGAUGGAUGAUGUGGAAAAAGAUCUACAACAGCUGGAAAUCCAAGCAUGGAAAAGAAAAGCAUUAGUUAGGUCUGAGUGGAAGGAAGUAGUGAGGCACGCCACAUCCCUCCAUGGGCUUUAUCACCACAGAGAUGGAUAGAAUUAGUGAUACGUUUUUAGAAGAUCACAAAGGGAAAGUAAAGAAAUAACUAAGCUGCUGAAAAAAAGUUGGGAAAAGCUGAUAUAUUUGGAACAGGGUAUACAUCAUAAUAGUACUUAGUUAACUUAGAUAUUAUAUAAUUAUGUAAAUGUAUACUCUACUUUACCUAGAUCCUCAUAAAUUUUAUUUUAAAAAAGCAGUUCUGUUAUUAGUAAUGAUGUAAUACUGAAAGACUGUGAGUGGCACAUUACCUUAAAUAUAAGCACUUUAAAAUUUAUUAUUAUGUUUCUACCAAGAUAAUUGAAUGCAGUGUUAUGGUAACAAGGGAAAACCCAAUCAAUUAAAUACUAAUUAAAAUUUAGUGUUUUAUAGUGGAAAAGGGAUGGUAAUUACCAGUAGAAUAGAUAACGUUAGGGAUUAAAGUACUUUGAAUUAAAAAAUACACUUAUCAUAACAUUUAAACAAAAGACAGGGACAGGGUGAGUAAAUCAUGCUCUAAAAAUAAAAUGUUUUACUUACACUGUUAUUUUGUUUAACAAAGGCACUGUACAGUUACAUUCUAGCAAUCAGGAUGAUUUACCAUGUAAUGAAUACAAAAGGUUUCUAUUUUUUCCAGAUGCACCCACAAAAUUAUUAGACACAAAAAAAUUAAAUUACUACAAAAGUGAUACUUAAACAGCUCCACUAGCCUAUACACAAAGAUGGCUGUUCACUUUGACCAUUGUUUGGACACAGAAGGUGCUGGUAUCAACAUAAAUAUAGGCUGGUUAAAGAGUUCACCUUUGCUAGCUGUAUUGUCAUACAGUGAAGACCAUGGAGGAAGUGUUAGGCUAUUUAAUGAAGAAGUAUGUAAUAUAAACAAUUAAGAAACUACUGUUUGUAAUAUCAAGCUUUACUAAAAGGCCUUCAAUUAGUUUGAAAGUUUAAAAAGCUAUUUUAAGUAUUUAGCUUAUAUUUCUUUUUUUUUUUGUUCAACAUGUUUUUUUUUUUAAAUGUAUUCCUUGCUAUUGCACUUGCCGUAGAACACCAGUUUUUCUAAAUUUACUAAAAGGCCUUCAAUUAGUUUGAAAGUUUAAAAAGCUAUUUUAAGUAUUUAGCUUAUAUUUCUUUUUUUUUUUUGUUCAACAUGUUUUUUUUUUUAAAUGUAUUCCUUGCUAUUGCACUUGCCGUAGAACACCAGUUUUUCUAACUAAUUGGGUCCAGGGGUGUUUCGAAUACCCUAUAAUGUCAUAUACCUGAAAUCUUCCACAAAAAGGUUGGAUUAAAGAAGGUAGUUCAAAUAAUACAAUAUAUUCUUAUCUUUUACAGUUAAGUUACUUUAUUAUACAGUACAAUAUUUACAGUAAUCAUCAAAAGUGUAUCAAAUGUUAACAAAAUUGGUACGAACUGGACAUUUUUUUUUGCUGUGAAAAGAGGUUAUUUCCUUAGAAUAGAAUUCGGGUCACUUUGUAAUAUAUAUUAAUUAAUGACUUUCCAGACCACAUGUUCCCUGUUUGGUCACUGCAUUUACAAUAUGUAUCUAGAUUUUACCAGGAUUAUGCAACAGGGGUUGGAAUUAUGUUCCAGUAUUUUAUAACAAUGCUCCUCUAUGCAUGUAAAAAAAUUAAAUUGAAAGAAGACAUGGGCAGUCUGAAUAACCAGUGUUUUGGAGAAUCAACGUUCUACUGUAUAAUGUUCAUGUGGCUUUGGAUAUUCUUAUGAAAACUUGAUAUUAAUUUUCAUACAUUGAUGUAAAAACUCAUUUAAAUUAAUUUUGCUUUCACUAAAUUAAUUGUUUAUUUCUUGUAUUUGUUUAUCAUAAAUGUCAAAAUAGGGAGAUAAACUUCCACAUAAACCCAUAAGCCACCAAGGACACCCAACUUCUUAUGCUUGGCAUCCAUUGCGCAAGAUCCUUGCAGUUGGUUGGGAGACAGGGGAAAUUAUUUUAUGGAAUGAACAGGAUAAAGAACUUAUUGAGGCACCUCAUCUUCAUCGUUCAGAGAUUUCAGUAUUUCAGUGGAGCUCAAAUGGAACUCGCCUCAUCUCAGCCGACACAGUCAGUAACAAUAAAAACAUAUUCAUUAUUAUUUCACAAUGAUUAAAGCUUUGUGUUAUUAAACUGUAACAGCACAACAAAAGGUAUUAUUUAUUACUCCUUAAAAAGUAACCCUCUUCUUGAAAAGUAAUUUUUUUUUGUAAAUGGUGUUAUUCUUAUAUUCUCUCAAAAGUUUACAGUAUAGAAACUUUUUUUGAAUUAUAGAUUAUUUCAUUGUUAAGUUAUUUUUUAAAAAUGUACUACUUAACAACCUGCCUAUUUUUGUACUCUUUAAUUAUUGUAACUAUGAACUACAUUGAAUUGGGCUUAAGUACAGCUUGAAUAGGCCUUUUAUUGAGUUAAUGAAAUAAACAUUAUUUUAUGUUUUAAAAAUUACAACAUGCAAAAUUAAAAACAUAAUAAUGAGAUGAAAAUUCUCUUUUUUGAAAUUUAAUAGUCUGGUGUACUAAUUGGCUGGAAGUCUGACAGCAAAGGUCAUCUCGGUCAAGAUCCUUUUCAACAUCAUGUACAAGAACCAAUCACCCAAAUCAUUCUAAAACCAGCUCCACCUCCUGAUCCUGCUAUGUAGGUUUACAUUAAAAGGCAUUGACAAAUCUGUUAACAUUAUACAAAAAUUCCUGCAUAAAUUUUAAGAUGCAAUUUUGCACAAUAUGGAUUAUUGGCAUGUAUUCUCAUUCAGCUUUUUAUUUUUUCACUUUAAAUAAAAUGAAAUAAUUUAUUGUUAUAAAUCAAUUGAUUAGAGUAUUUCUGCUUAGUUAAAUAAAAUAGUCAUCAUUAUAAAAUGUAAGUAUUUAUAUAUAUAUAUAUAUCUAUAUAUCAUAAUCUGCAAAUGUUUUUUUAUAUUACAGGGAUAUUAACAGCCUUGCCAGGGCAGCUGUGAGUGGGGAUGAAUCAGCCCUUGAUAUGUUCAACUGGAAAAGAGGAGGAAAAAACAAAAUGGCUGCAAAUCCUUUUGGACCCCAGGAAUCUCUGUCAUUUUUUGUGGGCGGUGCAAGUGGUAAUUUAUGUGCAUAUAAAUUGUUUUUAUGCAGGGUAAUUUUGCAAAACUAGGACAAUGGAUAAAAAAUAAGCUAACUAACAUUUUAAUGUGGUUAUGCUCAUUAUACUUCUUAACUUUCCUUUUUACAAAAAAGAUAGAUUCAUUCUGGAUAUACUGAUAAAUAGAUUCAUUUUAGAUAUGCUGAGAGAUUGAUCUAUUCUGGAUAUGCUGAUUAGAUAGAUGCAUCUGGAUAUGCUGAUAGAUAGAUUCAUUCUGGAUAUGCUGAUAGAUAGAUAUUUAAUUGUAAUAUAUUUCAUUUAAUUUUUCAGGUGGGGUGUACUUCCUCAGCGAUCAAGGCAGGUGCACACAGUGCUUUUCUAUAGACACACCAAUUAAGAAGCUUCUGUUUUAUGAAGAUAAAAAUGUUCUGGUUACCAUCUCUCAGAAUCUUAUGCUGACACAGCAUGCAGUUUUUGGUGAAGCAGACACAAAAGAAAUACUUAAGGUAAUCUGGAGCCAUGAACUAGUAUGUGUUUAAUCAUUCUUUUGGCAAUAUUAACAAUAACUAAAUUUAAAAUUUGUAGUUUUAUUUAGUAAAACUCAUAUCUAACCAUAUUUCCUGUAAAUAUUAUAUUUUUAUCUCAUUUUAUAAUAAUGUUUUAAGUGUCAAAGCAAAAGCAAAAUAUGGGUCACAAAGUUGGAGUAAAAAAAAACUCCACAGUGAAAAAAAAAAGUGGUUUUGAGGUCUUUAUUAACAAAUUCAUAACUUUUGAACCACUUGAGCUAGAAAGUUGAUCUUGGCAUUUUUAUAAUCCAUUUGCUGCAGUAUUUUUAUAUUUUUAGAAAUGUUUUCACAUUUUUACCAAAGUGCCUAAAAAAUUAAAAGCAAAAAAAAAAAACAAUGGUGUUACAUGUGCAAAACUUGUGUUUAUUGCUUGUGGAACACAGCAUUUACACACACAACCUACUAUACACACAGGAUGUAGCUUAAAUAUUUUACACAGAUUAGCAAACUUGCUCUUUCUUUUUUUUUUAUGUAAAAAGACUCAAAAAGAGUUUCAGUUGUGAAAAUCAUGUACGAAACCUUCACAAUCAUGUUCUUUCAUGGUAUGUUUACAAAUUAAUUAAUCAUACCCUGUGUUUUGUAAAGUGGAAAUCAUCUGUUUACAGGUAAAACUCAGUGGCAAAUCAGAAAAUCCUUCUUUCAUAUGGGCUGGCAAGGGACUUUUAGCUACAGCUACUGGGGAACUCGUAAUAAGGCAAGUAGCAGAUAUGUUCAUUUAAAAAUUUUAUUGUAACAUUAAAGAACUUUUGACUGUUAACAACUUAUAAAGAUUCUUAUGAAGCUUUUAUAUUUUAAAUCAAAUAAUUCAGAUUAAAGGAACAUUUUAAGGUACUAAAAGAUUUUGAACAAUUGUCUUUGAAGUUGUUUUUAAAAAAAAAUAUUUUAAAUGGUUUUUGCGACUAGGUUACAGAUGUAGUCGCACAUUUGACAGGUGCUCUGAAUUACUAGGGUUUGAAUCCCUUGCCAAGCUGAGCUAUUUCUUUUGAAGGAAUUUAUUUUAUCCACAAAAGUCCUACCUCGAUUUGUGGCCAUAAUAAAGGGAAGACUGCAGUCAGUUUAAACAAUAGCAAAUAUGAAACAUAGGGUGGGGUAAAGCCUGAAAGAGGAUGAAACAAAACAGUGGAGUGGGCUACAUCAGGCUAACUGACUGGGAUAUGUCAGGCUAACUGACUGGGCUAUAUCAGGCUAACUGAGUGGGCUACAUCAGGCUAACUGAGUAGGCUAUAUCAGGCUGAGUAGGCUAUAUCAGGCUAACUGAGUAGACUAUAUCAGGGUAACUUAGUGGGUUAUAUCAGGCUAACUGAGUAGACUAUAUCAGGGUAACUUAAUGGGUUAUAUCAGGCUAACUGAGUAGGCUAUAUCAGGGUAACUUAGUGGGCUACAUCAGGCUAACUGAGUGUGCUACAUCAGGCUGAGUGGGCUACAUCAGGCUAACUGAGUAGACUAUAUAAGGCUAACUGAAUAGACUAUAUCAGGCUAUCUGAGUAGGCUAUAUCAGGCUGAGUUAUGAGCAACUUCUAAGAUACUAGAAAGAGGAACCAAAUUCUACAUACUUUUCUUUUAUUUCUUCUCCAGAAUGUGGGACUUGGAACAGGAUGACAACUACAUUUUAACCCUGGAAGGGAACUCGGGCUAUGACAGCAAUGAAACCAUCAUGUGUCUGGCUUACAACAAGGACACCGGCAUGUUGGCAGGAGGCACCAAUCUUGGCAACGUGGCUCUUUGGAAGUAUUCACCUCCUUCAGGUGGCAGGAAAGUGGAUGGAGAUGAGAAGUGGAAGCUUCAGCCGCCAGCAACAGUAGAAGGGCCCAUCAGACAAAUUGAGGUAAGUUAGAGUAAUAAACUAAUUGAUUGUUGUUUACUUUAAGGCAUCCACAAGGUAUGAAAAGUUAAUGUGUGAAAGUCAAUACAAUAGUGAGAAAAACAAUGUGAGUCUCAGUAUGUCAAAAAAGGACUAACAAUGUGAAAGUGAAAUCAGAGAAUCCACAAUGUAAGAAGAUUAAGAUGAUUUAUGAUUCUCAUGGUUUUUUUGUUGCAAAUAAGGAAACUAUCAGAAACUUUACUGAAUAUCAACUUAGCAUUUUACUGAAUGCUAUUGCCUCACUUACUAUUUAUCCCCCCUGUGGCGCUACAGUCUGUGUAGAUCUUUGGCCUGCCCCACUACUUUCUUCCACCUAGACCUAACUGCUGCUUCUUGGUUUCCUACUACUGUAGAUCUGUUCCCACAUCAUCUAAGCAUAGGUCUACCUUUUGCAAAAUAGUUAAAGGCCUAGUAUAAUGAAAUUCAGCCAAAUAAUAAAGUAGCAAAAAUCAACGUUACCAAUGCAUCCUUAACUGUUUAUUAUAUUUAUAUGCCUUGCAAACUAAGAAUGAUGUACCCAUUAAAAAAAAUUUAAUUGUGUUUCCGAUUUCAGUGGAGCAACAUCAAAGGUUUGAUGGCAGUGAAUACAAUUGCUAAUGUGUAUAUACUCAGUGAACAAGUUAUGAACUUCAGUUACAAGGAUCAGGUACUUGAUUAAAAAUGUAGCGUAGUAAAGAGUUAUCUAUUUUUUCUACUGUUCUAUGAAACUUAUUGUAAUCUACUUUUUAUUAAAUUUUUAAAAAGUUAUUAAAGUUGUGAUUUUAGUUGUUUGUGUUAUCAAAAUAAUGAAGAAUUAAGGGUUUUAAACAUUAAAACUUCUCAUAUAUAUAUGACAUUAUCCAAUUUUUUUUAAAAACACAUUUUUUAGACUGCUGUGGUCCAAUACGGCCCUGGUGCUUUGAGCAUUGAAAUGUUUUCUUCUGCUGUCCAUCAUGACAUUAAGACAGAAAUUCAAGUCAAGGGCAUUUGUACUACCAAGGUGUGUUCCUCAAUAUCUUCACAAAAAAAAAAAUUCAUAAAAUAAAAAAAUUAUGUGAAAAAACCCAUUUCCAUUUAAAAGAUGCCUGAAGUUUUUAAGAAAAUAAAAAUUUAAUUAAAAUCCCUGGACCUUUAUCAAAUAGGUCUAAAAAAAUUCUAAAGCUUGUGGAAAGCUUUUCUGAAAUUCAAAGGCUUUCUUUUUUUUAAAAAUAAAUAUGUAAAAAAAAUUUUGGAUAAAUCUAAUAUCAAAAUAGAGGUUUUGAUUAUUAAAUCAAAAACUUAGGUCAGUUCCUAGCACAACAAAUCUUUAGCCAAUAGGUAUUCCUUUCUCCCUGUAGGACACAUUGGCUGUGUGGAAUGGGAAGAGAGUCAUCAUUUAUGAAUAUUCAUCAGAUAAAUCAGCAGUUAAAGCUGCAGGUAGGUCACCCAUUGCAGAGACACAUUUACCAGGUAACCUCAUGUAGAAAUGCCACAGCGAUGUUAUUUAAUUCUCCAACCAAAGGAGGGAAAUAAUUGUGGAUGUCUUCAUUACUACAAUAGAUUAUGAUAGUAGAACAAAAUAACUUAUUUUCUGUUUUUUGGGGUUUUACAGGUACUUUUGCCACAGAUGCUACGGUUAUCACUCUUUAUGAACAAAAUGUGUACACAAUUGAACAAAACAAAGUUCAAGUUAGAACAUUUCAAGUAAGAUCAUUGUUUUAAAAUAAAUUAUCAAGUAGUUAAUUUUAAUAUUAAUGUUCUUUAACUAGGGCUUAACUGAGUGCAUUUUUUUUUUUACACAUGGUCCGUUUUUUUAAAAAUUAAAUAGGCCUACAGACACUCCUACACCCUACCUGCUGGCCUUUAAACAGUAAGCCUACAGACAGUCCUACACCAUACCCUUGGCCCUUUAUUGAGUAACCUAAUAGUAACCUCCUCUUAAAGAUUUUUUUUCCCUAAGUUCACAUGUCCCAGCAUGACAGCCUUUUAUUUUUCAUUCAGCAUUAUUAAUAGUAAAACGUGGAGUUGGGGGAGGGUAGUUUUGGAAAGGAUGCAGGACACGCCAGAAGCAAAAUCUAUAUAAGAGAUUGUUAAAUGUUUGAGGACGUGAAUAUAUAAAAAAACAUUUUCAGUGCUGAGCUGUUUAAAAUAAGAUAAUAAAAAAACAAUAUUUAUAAAAAUCACCCUAAAUAUUAUAAAAAUUAAACAAAUUAUAAAAAUAUUGAUCACUUAUGACCCCUGUCAAAAAAGUUUUGUUGUCAUGAGAAAAAUUUAAGGUAGUUAAUAAAAACAUUUACAAAAUGCUAAUAAGUUAAUUAAGGUUAUAUGGUUAUUAAAUGAGUUUCAGUUAUUACAAAGACAAAGAAAGCUUAACCUUCAUAAAUAAUUUUUUAAAGGAUAUCUGAAGUUUAAUUAUAAAUUUUUAUCAAUUUGUUUUUUAUUGUCAAAUGAUAAUUUAUUCUUCAAUUUUAAAAAAAAAAAUUUUAAAGUUACAUUAACUCCUUAAUUGAUAACUCACUCAUUUCCUAAAAGUAAUACCAUUGGACACAAACUGUUUAAAACUCAAUGCAUGAUACUUGUUAAUUUCUGAUUCACAUGUUUACAUUUUUUUUAAAUCAAGUGAUACAGAACUUAAAUUGUUACAUUUACUAUAAACAGAUUGGACAUUUACUAUGAACAGUUUGGACAUUUACUAUAAACAGAAUAAACACUAUUCAACAUGAUUGAAAUGUUCAGUUAUUAGUAGUUAGUUUAUCUAAUGAGCACAUUCUGCAAUUGUGGCAGCAAACACACUGCACUUAGAAAUUCUAGGUUUUAAUCAUUGUGAUUAAUAAAAUAUUUAAGUUGUUUUUGGAUACCAUAUCUUCAAAAAUAUUCCAUAUGAUAUACUUUAUCUUAAUUAGAAAAACUUAAAUAGCUUUUGUUUAUGCAAUGGCAGGGCACAGUGAAGCAACUAAUAACAUUUGCUGAACCAGAGGGUCACCCUGUUAGCCUCGAUGUCUGUGGUAGCUUUUUAGUGGUUGCUACCGAUGUUGGUAUCCUUCGCGUUUAUGAUCUCUCAAGGAGGUACAUAUUUAUCUUUCCAAAUGAGCAGUUACCUCCUAAAGAUAAACCUGUAAAUUUGUCUGAUCAUCUUGAAUGAAAAUGAUAUGGCUUCUGGAUUCUGAUUUCCUGUCUUCUAUAAUUUGAUAAUUGGGGAUUGAUAUUCUUUUCUACCUAGUUUUUUAGUUAAUUUUGUGAUCAUAGAUUUUAAGCUUCAUUGAGGCUUUGUAUAAAUUUAUGAUAUAAUAGGGUCAGGAUUCAAUAUUCUUGCUGCCAUUAUAAAGGACUGCUAGAAUACAAAAAUCAUUAUUAAUCUUUUUAAAAAUCAACAAUCAUGUUAAAAUUAACAUUUAGCUACGUAGAAAUUACAUUUAUUAAUGAACCUAUGUUUCAUGGGAAGAGCAGAGAAAUUUGAAAUAAUAAAUUCAGAUCUUCUAGCAGCCCUUUAUAAUGACAGCAAGAAUAUUACAUCCUGACCCAGCGUUUUCCUAUUAGUUUUCUGCUAUUCCCUAAUAUUUUUUCAAAACAUGUGCAGUGAUCCUCAAUCAUGUUUGUUUAAGGGAGGCAAAGGCUCACAGUAGCCCCAAAAAUCUUCAAGAUGUCAUCCCAGGGUUUGGGAGUACUAUCAAUGCCAAGGUCAACUGUGUUGGCAACCGUGUCAGUGUUCAAGUUUUGCUGGUAAGCAGAGUUGAGAGAAACAAGUUCUUUAAAUAUUUCUUGUUUCCUCACUUGGUCAUUUUAGAAAAUAUUGUUAAAGAAUAAUUUUUCUUGAGUUGAUUGCGCGUUAUCAUUGAGAUGAAAAUAAGAAAUGUAAAAAAAUUAUGCACUUUCUUUUUUUUAUAACAAGGCUGAUGGGAAACCAGAUCACAAAUUAUACUUUUGGGAUGUUGAGCUGGAUACUGUGCAGUACUUCAACUUUGAGACAGGUCGUGGUGAGCAGGAUGAUUAUCUAAUCCCUGCUGGAGUUCAGGAGGCAGACAACUAUGAUGACACAAAUGAUGCUGAGAGGUAAUUUCAUUAUUGUACAUUUAAGUGAAAGUGUCUCUGAGCUAAGUGUAGAUCGAGUCCAACACCACUAUAAUGUCACAUAGUGGUGUCAAAUACUGAAAAUGACCUUUUUUUUUAAAUGAGUAAAUGUUUCUGACAAAAGAGAAAAAAUAUAAUUAAUUAAAAAUUUGAAGUAGCUCCUAAUUCUAAUGAAGUAAUUUGUGCUAAUUCUUAAGCAAUUAAUGAUUUCACAAACAGGGGCAAAACUCAGGCUGCCAAAGACAUAGCUGGCCGGUAUCCUGUUUCCCAGUACUGGGAUGCGUCAGAGCCAAAACUUUUUGUCUGUGAGGCUUGGAUUUUGUCUGAUACCAUCAACCACAAUGCCUCUAAAAAGCCUUCCCUAACAAAAAUUGUGGAAGAAGGACCUGUGAGUUGUUUAAAAUGUAUUGCAUUAGUUUAUUUUCAUUUAUUAAAUUGCAAUUUAUGUAAAUAACAUAAAAAUAACUUGGCAAAUUAUGCCCCUAAAAAUGUCUUCUGGUUAGGAUUAAUGGAUGUUCUCUUUCAGUUUGUCAACACAAUCUAUGGUUUCUUCUUCUUCUAAAUUUGUGCUACUUUGUGCUACCGCUGCUUACAUGACCUGGCGCCGUCCUAUCUGAAAGAGCUGCUGACGCCUUAUGUACCCACGAGACAACUCCGCUCAUCCGAUAGUGGCAAACUCUCGACACCAUGUGUUUGCCUUGAGACUUACGUAAAGCGCACUUUCGCAUUUGCUGGUCCAACAAUUUGGAACGUCCUUCCAGUCGAUCUCAGAAACAACCAGACACUGGAGUCCUUUAAAACCGAUCUAAAGACACAUCUAUUUCGCAAAUACCUUCUGGGAUGAUUGUCUACCUUAUUUUCCAGUUAACGCAUAAUGGCUGUGUUGCUCCGGGUUGAAAUGGCUAGAAAAACUUUGAGAUUGUAUGCUUGUAAUUAGUUUUUGUAGUGUUGCGUUUAUUUUAAAUGUGGUAAAUUAUAGAUUUGUAUUUUGUUGACUUUGUACCGCGCUUCGAGCCUUUGGGGAUGAAGCGUGUUUUUGAAAUGAACUUUAUUAUUAUUAUUACUGUUAUUAAAUUUCAGGUUGAGAUCAUGAUCAUCUCAUUAUUUUGCACAUCAGAAAAUGGAAUCUUGAUACAAGAUAGUUUCUCAAUGCCUCAACAGUUUGUUCGUCUGAUGGGUGUUGAAGUCCCUUAUUAUUGUUUCACCCAAAAGGUAAACUAGUGCACUAAGUACUUUUUUAUAUGUUGAGUUAUAUUUUUUUAUAUUGUGUUUUUGCUUGUGAAAUAAUAAUAGAUCUUAAAAUGUUGAAAGUAUCUGAUUUUCUUAUGCAUAAACAUAUACCCAAAUAUUUUCAAAGAUAAGACAAUACCAAAUAUUUAUUGUAUAAUCCAUAUGGUUUUUUAAUUUGUAAUUUUAAAUUUUUUUUUUUUAUAUCAUAACUUAAAUGUCAAUGUUUUUUCAAAGUGUACACACACAAAAAUCAUAGGCACUUUUAUAAUUAUUUUUACUUUAAGGGUGAUACAAGCCCCAGUGAACUUCAAACCGAGGGCGGGGUUGUCAACCCAGAGACAGGAGCAGUUACCUACCCUAAACGCGUGGCAAGAAAAAUCAUGAGGGAUUAUGUUGGCCUUGAAAACAGCGACAAAGGCACAAGGGACGCCAUGAUGAACUUUAGUUUUUUCCUGACUGUGGGUAACAUGGAUGAAGCAUUCAAGGCAAUCAAACUCAUCAAGAGGUUUGCUUCCAUUGCUUAUGCAGUAAUUUAAAGGCUGCCAUUUUGGAAUAUUGUAUUUUUGAAAAGCGUAUUAAUUUUUUUUAGUGCUAAUUUUUUUUAAAGCUGUCCUUGGAUACCAUUGUUUUGGUUUUUUAAAAGUAAUUCAAACUUUCUUAAUGAAACUUUGCAAAAAUAUUCAUUACCACCACAAUAAGAUAUGGGAUCAUUUUAUUUAACUAGAACCAAAACAGCUAGUAUAGGCAAGCACAAUACUACAAGAUUUCAGAGGGCAGAGAGACAUAUGUCUAGCCUGUAUCAUUUCAAACGUAAAUUAAUGAGGUAAAUUCCACUUUACUAUUUGUAUGCUAAAGUUAUGUCAUUGUCAAACUUCACUGAAUAUUUAAGUGAAUCAGUGUGGGAGAACAUGGCUAAAAUGUGUGUGAAAAGUCGACGCUUGGAUGUUGCCAGUGUGUGCUUGGGCAACAUGGGUCAUGCCAGAGGAGCCAAAGCCCUGAGGGAGGCCCUGGUGUCAGAGCCAGAGCUAGAUGCUAAAGUUGCAGUCUUGGCAAUUCAGUUGGGGCUAUAUGUAAGUAUUUUAAAUAAAUUGUUUUUUAAAUGAAACCAUUGGGAAAAUCGAAGAGAUAAAAAUCAACUUAUAAUUCUCCUUAUCUCACCCCCCCCCCCCCCCCCAAAUCGUUAACAAAAAUAAAUAAAUCCAAAUUUAAAAUUUAAAAGUUUCUAAUUAAUUAGUCAUUCUGUUAUAUAAAAAAACACAAUAAAACUAUGUUUACUAUUCAGGAGGAUGCAGAGAGACUGUUAAGAAACUGUAAACGUUAUGAUCUACUCAAUGAGUUCUACCAGAACAGAGGCGAGUGGCAAAAGGUGGCUAUUGUUUAUGUUUUUUAGUGUUAAGGAUGCAUGUGUUUCAAAAGACUUUAUCUUAUUCAUUGUUCAUAUUGGGAAAAUAAAAUAUAAAAUAAAAAAAACUGAUCCAACUCUGUGAAGAUCAUAAACAUUUCAUUUUAAAAUUCUUCGUUACACUUUGUGACUAAGAAAUGUCCUAAAGGAAAAAAAUACAUAAUUAAGAAGAAUAAAAAAACCUUGAAAAAAAAAUGUUAUUUAAAUAACAGAGAUAAGAUAUAUUUUUAUUGAUCCAAAUAAAUGAAAUUUUAUUUUUUCAUUCAUUAUACAUACUUGUUUCUGUCUUGAAAAUCCUUGUCUGAGUUUUUCAUUGCUCCUUAAAUAAUUCUUUGCUUGAAGUUUUGACAACUAAAUCUUGCUAGGGGUAAUAACUUGUAUACAUCUGUUUGGCACAUCAUUAGACCAGGAAAUAAAAUGAAGCAGAAUUAAGUAGAUAGGCCUACAUAAAGUUGUCCAUAAAGAAAAUAAAUAUGACUCCAAGAUUAGCUGGCUCUCAGUGAAGCCAAGUGAUAUGUAGUCAAUUUAUUUUUAAGAUUUUUUCUAUUUAUUUCAUCUGAAAUUUUUUUUACAUACUGGUAAAACAAAUUUAGACUGUUAUCUACUGUUUGAUAAGUCAGUUUUAUUCUUAGCUCAAUAUAAAUUAAUUUCAGGCAUUGGAAACUGCUGAAAUGUAUGAUCGCAUUCAUUUAAGAACUACAUUUUACAACUAUGCCCGACAUUUAGAGGAGCAAGGAGAAUUCCAGUCAGCUAUACCUAAGUAAGAGAUACAUAACUUUUUAAACUAAUUUAUAGUAAAGGGCAUGGCCUUUUACCUGAAAACUGUAACAUAUAGCUUCGUUUAAAUUUAGUUCAAAGCCACUAAUCCCUUACAUAUGUUGGUUUUGUGUGUAUUUUUAAAACUAUAACAAAUUUAAAGUGAUUCGUAGGGCAGCUCCAGAACAGGACCUGGCCGGCAGCAUGUGGCCAUGGGUCUUCUUGUUGGAAGCCCAGUGUGUAGGCAAUCUGAAUAAAUUACAUUUUAUUUUCCUUCAGUUAUGAAAAAUCUGAAACUCACAAGUUUGAGGUGCCUCGCAUGUUGGCCGAUGAUCCUGACCAGCUGGAGGUGUACAUCAGUAAAUCCCAGGAUAAGUCAGUCCAUUAGAAUGUUAAACACAUUUUUUAAAAAUAGGAUAGUAACAAUUUGAGGCUUUUAUUUUCUCUAAUACCCAGGUCAAAAUUAUUGUUCAUAAAAGCUCAGUUAAAUUGAUAACUAUUAUUCUUUGAAAAGUUUUUAUCAUGUGCAGUUUACUGUAAUUAUCAACAGUGAUCUAUGGUCAUUAUAGGUCAGAGGUCACAUCCAUGACUUCAUUUUUUAAAUUUUAUGUCAACAGAACUUUAAAUCGAUGGUGGGCUCAGUACAUGGAGAGCACUGGAGACAUGGAGACAGCGAUACAGUACUAUGAGAAGGCUGAGGACAAUUUCUCUCUUGUCAGAGUUUACUGCUUUUGCAGUGAAAUGGACAAGGUAGAUCGUUAUAAGCAUUGACAUAUCUAACUUCAACAUGCAGGGGUUUCUAUUACCAUGGGGCAUCUGAAACAUGUGGAGUAAAUAAACCAGUUUUAACAAAUGUUACCAUUUAAGUGAUGCUAAUAUAUUAGAAGUAAUCUUACAUGAUACAAAAUGAUGGGAUAAUGGAAGUUGGGAUUCCAGGUUCUAAGACUUUCUCUCUACUCACAAACGCGUCACGUUUGUCACUAAAAAUGUUAGUCUGCUCAGGUGUAAUUUUUGUUGUCCCCACGUGACACUCUCAUCCAGUGUUAACCUGUUAAGUCCUUUACCUGAUCUAUUUAUAAGCCUUUGUUGUUUUAAAAAGUAAAUAAUUCUUUUUUGAAAAUUUUAAUAUUAUAAACUAAAAUAUAUUUUUAACAAUUGUAAAGAUGCGUCUAAUAGCACUAAAAAGUAGAAAAUAAUUUAAAAUUUCUUAAAAUGCAUUCUGUACAGAAAAUAUUUUUAAAAAUUAAUAAAAAAUGAAAACAUUAAGUUUCUUCUACAUUUAAUUUGAAUUCUUUGCUUCAUAGAGUGAGUGCCUUACUAUCCUUAUGCACAGACUUUCUUUGCGUAAUGUAUUUUAUGGAAUUUUAAUUAUUUUAUACUUCUUAGUGCUUUUAAACUCUUCUUUCACAGAAAUUAUUUUUUUAAAGGUUGUUUUUCCUAGUGCCUAGUGUUUUGUAAAAGGUUAAUUUACAGAAGAAAAUUAUUUUUUAGAAGUUAGUCUCAGAAUUGUUUUUAAAAUUUAAUUGGUUUGUUUGAAAUCAAUUUAUGUCAAAUAAUGUUGGCUGGUAUUGUAAUAACCGCAUACCUGUACUUGUUCAAGUAUCAAAUUUUGCUCUAAUGAAACAAUGACUGUGAUAACAGGCAGCAGAAAUCUGUGACACAACAAAAGACCAGGCAGCUUGCUAUUAUCUGGCCAGGCAGUAUGAGACUCAGAACCAGAUCAAAGAAGCAAUCUCCUUUUUCCAAAAAGCAAAAGCCUAUGGCAGCGCAAUCCGAUUAUGCAAGGUAAAUCGCUAGCCAUUCUUUCAAUGAUUUUAUGAAAAUGAAAUAACUAACAAUAUUUUAUGGGCAACAAUAAUAUCAGAUCUUGCUUCUUGGUAUAGAACUAAUUCCUUUAUAUAAUGUUCAAGCUAUUAUAAAAUCCUGUAUAGGAAAAAAAAAGGAAAACACUUUCUAUACAUAACUAGAAACCACACUUCUUGCUUAGACACACAUCAAACGACAUGCAAACUAUAUCUCACAAUCUUGCUUGUUUGUCUUUAAUUUCCUUACUUUACGGCUGACAGGAACAUGGAUUUGAAGACCAGUUGCUUAGUUCAGCUAUUGUUGGGCGUCCUGAAGACAUCAUGGAAGCUGCCAGGUAUUAUGAGACCAAACAAGGGCAACAACACAAAGCUGUUAUGUUGUACCAAAAGGUAUCCUUCAUGGCUUGUCAUCAUACUAAAUUAUUUUCUUUAAAUAACAUUAUUUAGGUCCAAAGAAUUUUUAAGCACUGGUCUAUUUUUAGCUCAAAUUGAACAUUAGCUACGGGGUUAGCAAAAAGAAUAUUAUUUUAACUGACUUCUAACAAUUAAAAUUAUUGUAAAAUAGUGUUUGACAAAUAAAUAUUUGAAUCUUAAAUGCCAAUCUAAUUACUUCACUAUUAAUUCAAGUUAUAUAAGCUUAUUUUUGUAUGUGCACGGACAGGCAGGAAACUAUUCCAAAGCUUUGGAGCUGGCAUUUACCACAAGGCAAUAUGAUUCACUGCAGCAGAUAUCAAGUGAACUGGAUGACAGAGCUGACCCAGAAUUGCUGCAGAAGUGUGCUGAAUUUUUUCUUGAGAAUGGCCAGUAUGACAAAGCUGUGGACAUGUUGGCCAUAGGCAAAAAGGUAAUGGGGCUUGAAGUAAAAUUACCAUUUUUUAAAAUAAAAUGUAGAUUUUGUCAUCAUUAUGAUUGGUUUUAAAAAUAUUUCUUACAUACCUUUUUAAUAUUAUUUUCGUUUUUUGUCCUAUUUAGACAUUGCCUUAAGUUUCAAGUAUGUAUUUAAUUUAUAUGUUUUAGUAACCCAUAUUUAAUAACCUUGUAACUUUAAAGAACCUUAAAGCAAGUGAUCACAAAAUGGCUAAAAUCUGUUUCAGUUCUGGGAGGCUGUUAAGAUCUGUAUGGACCAGACUGUAGAAAUCACAGAGGAAUUAGCAGAAAAACUGACCCCUGACAAGGACUUUGAGAAUGACCCAAUGGCAAGGAUAAAAAUCUUAGAAGCCAUAGCCGAGGUCUGCAUGCACCAAGGUGCCUAUCACCUGGCUACAAAAAAAUUCACACAGGCAGGAAAUAAAAUAAAGGUAGGGUGUGCAUUUAUAAAAUAUAAACAUAAAUAGUAUAUUGUCAUUACAGUUUGGUUGAUAAUUACAUCUAGUUAAUGUUUUGCCCCAUUUGUAUGACGCAAUAACUAUUUCUUUGUAAAAGUCAGGGACAGGGGCUACAUGCCCUUGUAUACCUUCUGUUUAUUAAAAGAAGAGGGUGAAGCCAAGUUCUCCUCACUCCCCAUCUUUUCUCUUUGCAUAAAUGAAUUGGACCUGUAUACAAACAGCCUUGUAUACAACACAAUACUAUGAGUAAAUAAAAUUUUAAGUAAAACUCUGGGUAAAAAAAUCAGAGGGUAAUGUUCAGGUUGUAAGAGAGUUUGCCAUUUCAUUUUAUGUAAUGACAUUCUCUUCACUCAGGCAAUGAAAGCACUGCUCAAAUCAGGUGACACAGAGAAGAUUGUGUUUUUUGCUGGUGUGUCUAGACAGCGGGAAAUAUAUGUUAUGGCAGCUAACUACCUUCAGUCAUUGGAUUGGCGGAAAGACCCUGAAAUCAUGAAAAAUAUUAUUGCUUUUUACACAAAAGGGAGAGCUCUGGAUGCACUUGCCUCGUUUUAUGAUGCUUGUGCUCAGGUAAUGCCUUUUUCAGAUAUUUUUUUUUACUUAGAGAUCUGGGCAGAAAAUUUAUUAAAUUCAUUUUGUAUGCAUUGAGUUUUAAAAAAAAACUUUUUAAAGAUGAAUAAAAUAAAAAUAGAUUUUAUUUUUAACUUUAAGGUGAAACAAUUCUCUUACCAUAAAUGAUAAAUUAGUUGUUCAACUAUUAACAAACCAUGAUUUUCUGGGCAAAGGAAGUGAAGCUUUGAUUAAUUAGAUACCGUAGUUAAUGAGCUAUACUUGAAGCUCUACUGCUUUCUACAGCAAGUUAAAAAUGGCAUGAUAAGCAGCAACAUUGGGAAUUUAGAGGAGGCAAAGCAGCAGCAGUGUGGCCAGGAGUGUGUUAAAAUAAUAAUAAAACAAAUGAGAGAAAUUGUUUUGUGUAAUACAUACCAGGUUGAGAUUGACGAGUACCAGAACUAUGAUAAAGCUCUUGGUGCCUUGGGUGAAGCUUACAAAUGUAUGUCAAAAGCCAAACUUGAUGAUUCUAUGCAGCAAGAGGAGAAGUUAGGAACCAUCAAACAUAAAAUGGCUCUCAUCAAAAAAUUUACAACAGCAAGGAGGUAAAUUUUUUUUUUUCAAUGAUGAGCUGAUAUAUAAAAUAUUAUUCUACAUUUUAUUUGGUUUUAAAUACAUUAAAGAUUAGAGUACUGCACCAGGUAGAAUUUUUUUAUAAAGAUAUAUUGAGAAUUUAAAUAUAUUUCAGUUCAAAUUAACUUACUGUAAAUUUUAGUAAUAAUGAUUUUCUAUAAUAAAAAAAAAAAAUAACAAUAUUUAAUUUACUAUACUUAUACAAUAUACAAAAUGAAGUAUUUGAGUAAUCUUUUCAUUUAAGUAGGAAACAGCUCAAAAUGACUCCCAUGGUUAACCUAGCUCUAACGACAGUUAAUAUUGAGAAGCACCUAGAGACAUUGAUUGAUUCAAAACUAUACUUUCCCACUCAGAACAUAUCAAGAGAACUCAGAUGAAGCCAUCAAACAAUGUCAAGUCUUACUAGAGGAAAAGGAUUUGGACUCUGCUGUUAGAGUAGGAGAUAUUUAUGGUUUCAUGAUAGAACAUUAUGCAUCAAAGGAGAGGUGGAAGGCCGUAAGUACUAAAUGAAAUUUAUAAACGCAUCUAGAAAUGAGUUGUGGGUUGUUGGUUUUUAACUACUUUAAAAGAACAAUAUAUCAGUGUAAACAAGCCGGGUAAAUCUUUAUAGGAUGAGAAAAAGAACCAUUAACAUUUUGGCUGCUGGAAAGCUUUCCUUGGCUUUCAAUGUAGCGAGUGUUUUUUAUUUUUCAUCAAAGUUAUAAUGAAAUAACUAUUUUUCCUCCAGGCUCAUGCACUUCUUGAUGAGCUGCAGAGUCGGCUGCCUGGAAUACAUCUUGGCUAUUACGUGAAUAUGAAAACCAUAGAAGCCAUCCACCGUGCGCUGUCCUUGCCCAUGGACAGGGGGCUCAAGUCAGAACGCAUGAAUGGUUUUAGAAUGGGAGCUGGGGACAAUGAGGAUGACAUCGGGGAGUUCGUAGAGGAAGAGGUUAUUGAUGAUUCGUACAGCACAGGAGAUAAACUCUAACAUGAUUAAAUUAGCAAAACAUUUUUCCACUCUGGUAAUAAAUUAAUAUCACGGUUGAUUGAUUGUUUUCUUUUUUCAAAAACUCAAAUUAAGAAGAAAAAAAAACGAAAAACUUUCAUAAUGGUGUACUUUCUGUUCAGAUAAAAAAAUCUUUUCAUGUUUGGACCUGCAGUCUCCUUUUUUAGUUUUUAGUUUUUUUUAAAUUCCAUGUUAAAAUGAUAUUUGAACAUUCCAUAACAGAGAUUUACUCAAGCACCACUAAGUCAGGUUAUCUUUCAUCAUUAGCUUUCCUUUGUUUGAAAAAUUAAAUAAAAAUUAAUUAUUUGUGCAAUCAUUGCACAUGCCUCUGAAAACAAUGUGCCUAAGAAAUUAUUUUACAGUCUUACUGUGCUUAUACAUAGACUGUACUGCCAGUUAGAUUCAUAAAAAUAUUACUCUUAAAAAUAUGAUGGUUGUGGUUUUUAAGUAUAAUUGGUAUGAAAUCAAUUCUUCAACAAUGUCUAAGAUUUUCUCAAGCUUGACUUAAUGAAGUAGACAAUAUUUUAGUUGACGUCAACUUAUAAUCUUUUAUGUCACAUUAUCUUUCUAUAUCCAUAAUGUUAAAAAAAAAACAUCAAUCUUUUCUUUUAAAUGUCCUAUUCUAUGUGCAGGUGAAGGUUAUACUAUACUUAUCAAAAUAAGUAUAACUUUUUGCAGGACAUAUUCAAUGAAAUAUACCUGAAUAAAAAAAGUUCUCGAUAUAGGAGUUGUUAAACUUUAAUGCUGUUUCUUUGCUUUAACGUAAACUAAAAUAAGUUUUGUUUUUAGGCUUAGAUUCAUAAAACUCCAAAAAGCAGUAUAAAAUUAAAUAGUAAAUUGUUAUUAUUUGGAACUAAAUAAGUCAAACUCAUUUUAAAAUUAAUAACAUGAAUCUUUGAAUAAGUUGAUUGUCAAUUUUUUUUAUUUUCCUUUGGAUAUCAUAUAUCCAAAGACUCCAGAAAAUCUAAUUCUUACGUGCUGAAAUAAGAAAAAAAAUCUUAUUAUUACAAAAGAAUAUGAAAACUUUCAGAUUUUUAAAAUUUUCUUAUUGUCAGAGUUGCGCUACAUACACUUACCAUCCGUCCAUACGGCAUGAAUUCCAAACCGACUUAUUUUUAUAUUGCAACCACAGAUUUUUAAAGUGGUUUUUGCAUUGCUUGUGUUUCAAAUACAGCUUCUGGUUUGUUGCUGGUACGAUCACAUGUAACUUUAAAAUAACUUGUUUGAUAUCUUAAACAUCAUUUUAUGAUUAAGAUAAGUGUACCAAUAAAGUACCAUUAAUAUUAAAUGACUGGGCACGUGAUGAAAUGUGCAUUUGUUUUUUUUUUUAAAUAUAUUUUUUUUACAAGAUAAAUAUGACAAGUAUACUUUUGUCUUCAAUUUUUGCAAAUAAUCUCAUGGCUUUGCUAAAUUACAUAUCAAACUGCUCGGUCCGUCCACUUGUAAAUCUCAUAGCUAUAAAGUAUCAAACUUUUAUCAUGCCGUUGAAUGGUCCCAUCUUGUCAGUUUUUUCAACUUUUUUUUAUUUAUUAUGUUAAUUUCUUAUAUUGAUGAAAUGUUUACAUACAAAAUAUUUUACAUUUGAGUUGAAUCUAUGUUUCUGUAAGUGAUAAAUUUAUAUUCAAUAAUCUUAUUUGCUUGAGAAUAAUGGAUUAUGAUUAAGCAGUGGAAUUCUUUCCCUUUUUGAAAAAAAAAAUAUCCCAAUGAUGAAUUACUAUUAUUAGGCUACUGUAAUUAUGUCAUCAAAUAUCAUCACUACUACUAUAGUUAAAAUUUAUAUAAUUUAUAGAGUUCAUUAUAUGAACAGUUUCUGUUACACCUUGACACUGUAGCCAUGUGCUGUAAAUAGACUGUACAAUUUCUUGUCUCUGUGAUAGUGUAUAAUCAUACCUAUGAAUUCUAUGUGAAGGUCUGAUCUUUUUGUAAUAACUUCUGUUUUCCAGACUUCCACUGUCUUAACACCUUGUAUAUAAAUAAAAGUAUAUAAGGAGACAAUGUUUACUUAAUAAAUUAUUUGUAAAAUAUUAAGUGUGUAAUUAAUUGAACCAAUGCACCCUAAUUAAAGUAGAUCCAGUGUUAGUGGUGCAAAACUGAAAUAUGAACACAUUUUUUAAAAAUAUUGUUUAUAUGUUUGUCAUUUUAAACAAUAAAAAAUUGUAAAAUUAAUAAUGUUAAAAAUUCUUCAAGAAUAUGAGACAAGUGCAGAUUGAUGAAAUAUGGUUGAGAUCCCAUGCUGUUAAGCUACCCCC